UUUGCAGCAAAUAAGCUUAAUUGGUAUUAAUCAAAUUUUGGCUCAAGGCCGAGGAUUUGACAACCAAACUUGACAGCAAAUAAAUAUAAAUAUUAUAUUAUAUUUAUAUUUAUAUUUAUUAAAGCUUAAAAUAGUCCACACUUUAGGCCCUAUAUAUAUAUUCAUUGUUCACUAUUUCAAACACACCUACACGUACUAGUAUAACCUUUUUAGGUAAAAGCCAAAAGAUGCAUUUAUUUAUUUAACCUUAAUUAACAAGAAAAUAAGAUAAUCUGUUGAGCUCAGAUAACAUUGACCUCCUCUGACGAACAUAAUCCGAAACUCGACCCCCCAGGAAAAACCGUCGUCUACGGGGGAAAAAAUCUACCGACCGACUCCGAUUAUUUUUCUUGUUUAGGAGAAGCUACGACCCGGUUAGUUUUCCCAUCCAAUCGGCCCUUUUCAUAUCAUUUCUUCGCAUUUUCGUGUACUCCGCCUACUCGAUGGCGUCCGGUUUUUGCUGUUAUCUUUUUCUAAUCAUUCGUUCAUCGAGGGAAUACUGAACUCCAGAAGUGAUUUUCAGGUCGAAGUGCCUGCGUUGAACACUGCGUCUGUUUCAGUGCAAAUGGAAAGGAGAAUUUGGUUAAAGACGUUUAUUUUCGUAUCUAUAUUUCUGCUCUCACCCGGAAGAGAAUUUAAAAUCAGUGCGAGGUUCAAAUCUGAUUUGGCAGUUUAUAACCACACCCUCGCCAUGAUCUUGGUGGAAUAUGCUGCAGCAGUCUAUAUAACAAAUACAAUUGAACUCUUUACUUGGACUUGCUCCAUUUGUGAUGGUUUAACCAGGGGAUUUGAUAUGAUUGAGCUGAUUGUGGAUGUCCAUUACUGCCUGCAGGCAUUUGUUGGAGUGGAUCCUAAUAUUAAUGCUAUUGUUGUUGCAUUUAGAGGCAGUACAAGCAGGUUUUCCCAGUCGUAUGCAAAACAUUGUCCUUCCUACACAUUAAUGUCUUACUAGUUCCGGUUGUUUCAUUUUAUUAGCAUACAAAACUGGGUUGAAGAUCUAUACUGUGUUGGAUUAUUUUCAAACAUGAAAGAUGAUUGGUUCACAUAAUAAUGGAUUAAUAAUUUUGUGGCUGAUUUUAUACUAUAUAAUAUCAUUAUGUAUGUACGUAUUUAUGCAUGAUGAUAUAUAUAGUCAAAGUUUACACUCACACGUGUAACUUGAAUGACCCAUAAUAAUAUUAAUUAUUAUUUUAAUGUUUAUCUAUUUGAGAUAGACAUGAUGGUUGGACACAAGGGCAGUUAAUUAACUACCGUGCAGCCAAAGAACACAAGGAACGGACAUGUACCCCUAUAUAUAUUGAUUAGCUUGUUGUGUUUUAUACGAUUCAUUUUUUUUUUUGUUUUCUUCUUUAAAAAGUUUUCACACAAACAAAUUCAUAUACACAUUCUGCAGAUGUGUAUGAUACAUUAGCAAGGCUAUUAGUUACAAAGUAUUUAGGAUUAGAUUAUUAAGUGCAAAUAAUCUAAUGAGGCUUCAUUGUAUCCUAAAGGCAAUUCGUUGGACCAUAUGCACUAUUUAUGUGGGACGUAUUUCGCCUAAAGGAAAGCGAUUUUGAUCGUGACUUGAAGCCGGAGUAGUUCUACCUUCGUUUUUCAGUUUAUUGUUAAUUAAGUAGUAUUUCAAUAAAGUUUAGUGUUCUAGAUUUCCAACAAUCUUUAGGCGAAAUAAGUUUGUUUCUGAAAUGGCAAAUCUGCAACAAUUAACCACCGACUUUGUAAAGUUGGAAAAAUUUGAAGGAGGAAACUACAUGCGUUGGCAGAAGAAGAUCAAGUUCCUGUUGUUCAAUCUGAAGGUUGAUUAUGUUUUGACCACACCGAAGCCCGAGGAAUCCGAAAGUGAAACCAUGGCUGACGCAAGGGCGAGGAUCAAGUGGUUGAACGAUGAUGAAAUAUGCAAAGGACAUAUUCUAAAUGCUCUAUCGGAUGGCCUGUUCGAUGUGUACCAGAACACCCCUACCGCAAAAGAACUGUGGGAGACUUUGAACAAUCGCUACUUGACUGAAGAUGUGACUAGUAAGAAAUUUCUAACUUCCCAUUUUAUGAACUAUGUCAUGUCUGAUGACCGUCCUAUCUCUAAUCAAUAUGAUGAGAUGAUGUGCAUUUUAGGACAAAUGAAACAGUUAAACUUAAACAUGGAUGAGACUAUUUCUGUUUCAUGCAUCCUAGACAAACUGCCUCCCUCAUGGAAAGAGUUUCGGAAAAGUCUGAAACGAAAGAAGGAAGAUAUGUCUCUACGAGACCUCGGGACACAUAUUCGUGUUGAGGAAGAGACAAGGAAACUUGAAAAAAGGGAUCAACCCGAAUCUUCCAAAAUCAAUAUGAUUGAGGAAGGAAAGCCUGGACAGAAUUCUAAACAUUCUGGAAAGAAAAGGAAGUCAAAUGAUGAUGGACCUAAGGAGAGUCACAGCAACAAAAAGAAGAAAGUCACAUGUUGGUACUGUAGUAAAGUUGGCCACAUAAAACGUGAUUGCCGAUUUUACAAUCAGAAACAUGGCAAUAAAAGCAAAGAUAAAGGCAAAGAAAAAUUUGUUGCUGUUAUCACAGAAGCCAAUAUGGUGGAAGAUGAUGGUUCCUGGUUUAUUGAUUCUGGUGCUACCAAGCAUGUGUGCAAGGAUAGGAGUAUGUUUACAUCCUAUGAGGCUCUUCAAGAUGGAAGUGUCAUGUACAUGGGGAAUUCUUCUACUGCUAUGAUCAAAGGUGUUGGACAAGUUGAUCUGGAAUUUACUUCUGGAAAAAUAUUGUCUAUAACUAAUGUGUAUCAUGUACCUGAUGUUAGGAAGAAUCUUGUGUCUGUAGCCCUCCUUAACAAGCAUGGUUUUAAACUAGUGUUUGAGGGUGAUAAAUUUGUACUGACUAAAGGGGGGGUAUUUGUAGGAAAGGGAUAUCUGUACGAAGGCAUGUUUAAGCUUAAUAUCAAUGAAAUAAAGAACUGUUCUGCUUAUAUUGUUUCUUCUUCUUCAUUAUGGCAUUCGAGAUUAGGACAUGUUAAUACUAAACGUAUGAAGGACAUGGCAAAGUUAGGCUUAAUUCCAAAACAUGAUGCCGAGUUGGAUGAUAAAUGUGUAGUUUGUGCACACACAAAAAUCACUAGAAAACCUUUUAGUAAUAAAGUAGAACAUUCUUCUUCUUUAUUGCAUUUGAUACAUAGUGAUGUUUGUGAUUUUCAUAAUACUCCAACAAUUGGCAAGAAAAUGUAUUUUGUGACCUUCAUCGAUGACUACUCAAAAUAUUGUUAUCUAUAUUUGUUAUCAAGUAAAGAUGGAGUUCUAGAAAAAUUUAAAAUAUACAAAAAUGAAGUAGAGAAUUUUUGUAAUUGUUCUAUUAAGUGCCUAAGAUCAGAUAGAGGAGGAGAAUUUCAUUUUCCUGCCUAUUGUGAAUCUGUUGGGAUUAUUCAUGAAACCACCAUGGCAUAUACUCCACAACAAAAUGGAGUGGCAGAAAGGAAAAAUAGAACAUUAACAGAAAUGGUGAACUCUUUACUUUAUAACUCUGGUUUGAGUAGUGGAUUUUGGGGGGAAGCAAUGUUGACGGCAUGUCAUGUUUUGAACCGAAUACCUCACAAGAAAACUCAUGUUACUCCAUAUGAAUUAUGGAAAAAGAGAAAACCAAAUUUGAGUUAUUUGAAAGUGUGGGGUUGUAGGGCAAUUGUUCGCUUACCUGAACCUAAAAUUAGAAAGUUGGGAGUAAGAGCUGUUGAAUGCAUAUUUGUGGGAUAUCCUGAACAUAGUAAAGGGUAUAGAUUUCUUGUGGUAGAACCAAAUGAAUUUAUUGGUGUUAAUUCUAUCAUUGAGUCUAGAGAUGCUAUUUUCUAUGAGAAUAGUUUCAAGACUAUUUCUAGGUUUAAUGGUUCGCAUGAAUCCCAAAAGGAACAUGAGGUUAUUGUCUCUAAGAGAAAUCUUGAACAAGAAGAAGUUCAAGAAUCUGAACCUGAACCCGAACCUCAACCUAGAAGAAGUAAGAGAACUAGAAUUGAAAAAUCAUUUGGACCCGAUUUUGUGGUUUACUUGGUUGAAGGGUCUAGAUCUUCUCAUUGUACCCAAACUAUGAUUUCUAGUAGUGUUGAGCCUGAUCCCCAAACUUUUGAUGAAGCUAUGAAAUCACAAGAUGUUUCGUUUUGGAAAGAAGCUAUCGAUGAUGAAAUGGGUUCUAUCAUGGGUAACAACACUUGGGUGUUAGUUGAUUUACCCCCAGGGUCUAAACCUAUAGGGUGUAAAUGGAUCUUUAAGAAAAAGAUGAAAGUUGAUGGAACCAUAGAUAAGUUCAAAGCUAGAUUGGUAGCUCAAGGCUUUACCCAAAAAGGAGGUAUCGACUAUUUUGAUACAUAUGCUCCUGUUGCUAGAAUCUCUACCAUUAGAGUUCUUGUAGCUUUGGCUUCUAUAUAUGGUUUUGUCAUCCAUCAAAUGGAUGUGAAAACUGCAUUUCUCAAUGGAGAAUUGGAGGAAGAAAUAUACAUGAAACAACCUGAAGGUUUUGUCAUGCCUGGACAGGAGAAGAAAGUAUGUAAACUCAUACGAUCUUUGUAUGGACUGAAACAAGCUCCAAAGCAAUGGCAUGAGAAAUUUGACAAGGUUAUUGUAUCCAAUGGAUUUGCAAUCCAUGAGUCAGAUAAAUGUGUUUAUAGUAAAUUCAGUGGCAAUAAAGGUGUCAUUAUAUGUUUGUACGUUGAUGACAUGUUGAUUUUUGGCACUGAUAUGGAAUCAGUACACCAUGUUAAAUCAUUCCUAUCUUCUCAGUUUGAGAUGAAAGAUAUGGGUGUUGCUGAUGUGAUUCUUGGAAUAAGGAUCAAGAGUAUUGACUCUAAAUUGGUUCUUUCACAAUCUCAUUAUGUGGAGAAGGUUUUAAAGAAGUUCAAUCAAUUUGAUGGCAGUCCUGUAAAUACUCCUUAUGACCCUAGUAUUAAACUGUAUAAGAAUACAGGAAGAGCUGUUAAUCAGUUAGAAUAUUCUAGGGUCAUUGGGUCAUUGAUGUACAUUAUGACGUGCACACGACCAGACAUUGCUUUUGCUGUUGGGAAACUUAGUAGGUAUACUAGUUGUCCUAGUAACAUUCACUGGAAUGGUGUUAAUCGAGUACUGAGAUACUUGAAGAAAACCAUGGAUUAUGGUUUGUACUAUAGUGGUUAUCCUAGUGUGCUUGAAGGUUUUACUGAUGCUAGUUGGAUAACUGAUCGAGAGGAUCACUCUUCCACGAGUGGUUGGAUAUUUAUGCUUGGUGGAGGUGCAGUUUCAUGGGCCUCCAAGAAACAAACAUGUAUCACUGAUUCUACCAUGGCUUCGGAAUUUGUGGCUUUGGCCUCAUGUGCUAAAGAAGCUGAAUGGUUAAGGAAUCUCCUUAUAGAGAUUCCUGUGUGGCCAAAACCGGUGUCACCAUUGUCUAUCCACUGUGAUAGUGAGGCCACUCUGUCUAGAGCCUAUAGCAACAUUUAUAAUGGAAAAUCCAGACACAUUGGACUUCGCCAUAGCUAUGUACGACGAUUGAUAACUGAUGGUGUGAUAACUAUAAACUUUGUAAGAUCGUUUCAGAAUUUGGCUGAUCCGCUUACAAAGGGAUUGUCGAGGGACUUGGUCUUUAAGACCUCCAAAGGGAUGGGUCUUAUGCCCGUUUAAUGAUCACCAAUAAUGGAAAACCAACUUGACUCUUAAAACAUUAAGAGUACUAGUUCAAUGGCUAAAGUACAUUAUAUGUAGUGAUUGAAGCACAAAUAAAUUUGUAAUAUCUCAAAAGUUCUAGUGCUUGUUGUUCGUAGUAGUACAGAGAGGAUGAGCAGAAGGCUCUUAAUGAACUUACAAGUGUUUACAGCUGCGAGAGCACAAAGUUCACCUAUAUGAGUGUUUAAAGUGGUGCCGCUUUAUAUGAGUUGUGGGCUUGACUCUAUAUCACUCCUGAACAGGAUAUGGACACAUGGCCAAUUCACGUGUCGGCAUUGUAAAAAUACUACUGUAACGUUGGAUAAUUUAUGUGUGUAAUCGUCUCCGGUUAGUUAUAUGGGAAAUUGGUUCAAUGAUCCGUCAACCAUUAUUUCUUUAUUAACUUUGAGAUGUAUACACUAUAUUUUGGUUCAAGUCGUGAGACACCAAUAUUAAUGCAUAAAUUCCUAGCCUUGUUUAUGUACAUUUUAUUUUAGCUUGUGAUUUUCUUUCAUUUUGAAAAUAGGGGGGAAAUGUUGGAUUAUUUUCAAACAUGAAAGAUGAUUGGUUCACAUAAUAAUGGAUUAAUAAUUUUGUGGCUGAUUUUAUACUAUAUAAUAUCAUUAUGUAUGUACGUAUUUAUGCAUGAUGAUAUAUAUAGUCAAAGUUUACACUCACACGUGUAACUUGAAUGACCCAUAAUAAUAUUAAUUAUUAUUUUAAUGUUUAUCUAUUUGAGAUAGACAUGAUGGUUGGACACAAGGGCAGUUAAUUAACUACCGUGCAGCCAAAGAACACAAGGAACGGACAUGUACCCCUAUAUAUAUUGAUUAGCUUGUUGUGUUUUAUACGAUUCAUUUUUUUUUUGUUUUCUUCUUUAAAAAGUUUUCACACAAACAAAUUCAUAUACACAUUCUGCAGAUGUGUAUGAUACAUUAGCAAGGCUAUUAGUUACAAAGUAUUUAGGAUUAGAUUAUUAAGUGCAAAUAAUCUAAUGAGGCUUCAUUGUAUCCUAAAGGCAAUUCGUUGGACCAUAUGCACUAUUUAUGUGGGACGUAUUUCGCCUAAAGGAAAGCGAUUUUGAUCGUGACUUGAAGCCGGAGUAGUUCUACCUUCGUUUUUCAGUUUAUUGUUAAUUAAGUAGUAUUUCAAUAAAGUUUAGUGUUCUAGAUUUCCAACAUACUGGAAGCAGCUUGAUUUAAAUUAUCCAGGAAUGGAUGAUGCAAUGGUGCAUCAUGGAUUUUAUAAUUGUUAUAAUGAUUCCAAAAUUCGUACUGGGGUGUUAAAUGCUGUUAAAGAAGCCAAAACAUUCUACAAAGAUUAUCAGAUUAUGGUGACAGGACAUUCAAUGGGAGGUGCAUUGGCAUCCUUCUUUGCGCUGGAUCUCACUGUAAUAUUACCAAGUCUCCAAUCAUUUGAAAAAUAAUAAUGAGUAUUUAUCCAUGUCAAUUUUGGUGCUGAAGAUAUUCAAGUUAUGACAUUUGGACAGCCUAGAAUUGGCAAUGCAGCAUUUGCAUCCGGUUAUAGCCAGCGUGUGCCAAACACUAUCCGUGUCACACAUGGGCAUGAUAUUGUGCCUCAUUUGCCCCCAUAUUUUAGUCUGUUUCCUUCAAAGACGUACCAUCAUUUCCCUUUAGAGGUUUGGCUUUAUAAUUUUGGUUUUGGAAGUUUAGUUUUUGCAUCAGAGAAGGUUUGUGAUGGUUCCGGGGAAGACCCAACUUGCAGCAGGUCAGUGACGGGGAACAGUAUUUCAGAUCACCUCUCAUACUAUGGUGUUCAUCUAGGAAGUGAGGAACCAAUUUCAUGCAGUAUUGUCAUUGACCCUCGUAUUGCUAGUUCUAGGACACAAAAUCUUAUUGGGAACGUGGUUUUACCCAAGAUAUCAUUGCUGGAGUCAUAAGAAUGUACUCAGAUAUUGUUUACCAGAUAUAUCAUAUAUGUAACUGUAAAUAAGAUUUGGCUGAUUACCUUCUGGCCCCAUUGCAUAUGCGUAAUUGCGUUGUCGUCUUUAUGCCAUGGUAGGUCCGAAAAUUAUUUUUUACCGCAUGUAUAUUUGUAUUUUUGGUUUGAGAAAGAAAUUAUACUAAAAUGAAGAAAAUAUUUCCUUGGUCCUGAUUAAAA
Molecule: messenger RNA, 7787 nt
Organism: Cuscuta epithymum
Lineage: Eukaryota; Viridiplantae; Streptophyta; Magnoliopsida; Solanales; Convolvulaceae
Source: the annotation of a GenBank genome assembly